Molecule: messenger RNA, 1158 nt
Organism: Rosa rugosa (rugosa rose)
Lineage: Eukaryota; Viridiplantae; Streptophyta; Magnoliopsida; Rosales; Rosaceae
Exons: 4
Coding region: 157-840 (227 amino acids)
Source: RefSeq, a predicted model, not a curated record
UUCACACACAAAAAAAGAACAAAAGAUGAAAUAAACACAAUUAGAAUCAAAGGAUAUAUGGCUCCGACAAGGAGGAAGAGGACGAAGCAGAGGAGAAAGGCGAGGGCUGGUUUUACCAUCAAGAUCAACAAGGAGGAGUGAGUCUUCACGCUCCUUAUGAAAAUUUUAAUUUUGUCUUGCAGUACGGGAUAUUUAUUUGGUGAUCGAGGUACAAUGUUACUUUUAUCGCGCUAUUUUAGACAAAAACAAGUUGAGGCCUCGGAGCGUGAGAUUGCGAAUCUGAAUCUGGGCGACAAGAGCAAGACUCAUGGUAGCAAGGGGCAAGAAUCAGAGGGUUCUGGAGACAUUAAAGGUGAUGACUAUUUGGGAGAGGAUGUGUCAGGUAGCAAGGGGAAAGAAUCAAAGGAUCAUCUAGAAACUGCCCGUGAUGACUUUUUGGGCAUAGAUAUUCCAGUGUCACGUAGAAGGAAAUUAACGGGUUGUGCCUGUUGUGGCGAGUAUGAUCACCUUAAUGUAACCUGCCCAUUCCUAAAAUAUAUUCCUGAAGGCGCUAAAAUUGGCCGUUGCUUUGAGACAAUGUGCCGGGGUUGUCACCAUAUUGGAAAGGUGUGCUGUGUUAAGAGGGGGAAGUCUGUGGGAGGAUAUGCUAUGCUGAAGAGGUGUGCUCAUUGUUUAUGUAUUGGUCACUGGGAGUGGGAGGACUGUGAAGAUUGUCCUAGACCCAAGGACGUCGUCUAUGAGAAACCUGAAUACUUAGAUGGGGAUGGGAUUUCCUCAGAGUCUGAGGAUGAGGAUGAGGAUGCAUUUCGACCCCGUAAUCGUGCUCCAUGGGGACUAUAAUAUACCAAAGGCAACUCACCAAAUCCAUCUUCAGAUCCCCUAAUUGUCUCAUUUGCUAGGUCCCCUAAGUAUAGGUGGUGUUUUGGGCCAGGCAGCCAGAAAGCGAAGAAACGAGAUCAAAGGUGAAAAAUUAACCACCACUGGUGGUUGAGUUGAUAAGAGGUUUUAGGUGUGGAAUUCUCACGGGUUUGAAUUCCGCCAGGUUAAUUGGCGUUAAAGAAUUAUAGUAGCACAAUAACUGAGAAAAUGUUUAUUUGUUUAAUAAGCAAUUUUUUUUAUUUAAACUGCCAACUCCAAAAAAAAAAAAAAAAUAGAAAC